AUGGACGCAGAGUUUGUGGUCAAGGAUACAUGUGGUUAUGAUUCAAAUGAUGAGGUAAACUCAUCUACUAGACGAAGUGUUGAAAUGGAUUUGGUAGCUUAUGAUUCAUCUCCUCGUUCAAACGGAUCUAAUCAUAGCAUCAACAAUGAACAAAUUGUAGAUACUUCAAAUAAUAAAACUAAUUGGUAUAAAUCUGUAGAUUCGUUUCUGGAAACUGAAAAAAGUAAAGAAAGAGGCAGAAGUCGUGGUCAUAGCCAAAAAAGUAAACAUGAUAAAAGUUCAAGUAGACACGGUAGUAGGCGACGUAGCAAACAUAAAAAGCACCAUAGGUCAAGGUCAAGAAGUAGGUCUAGAUCUAGAUCAAGAUCUAGAUCCAGGUCUAGAUCUCCCAAACGAAGGAGUAGAUAUUCCCCGGGUGAUCGUGACUCUCAAACAAGUCAGUAUAAUAGUAGUGAUGAAGAACGUCGAAAACGUCGUUCAAGAAGUCUAGAAGGUUCAGAUGGGCCAAGAGUUAGAAACAUAUAUUCAGAUUCAGCUACUACUAGUACUCGGCAUCAUUAUAAUAAUACUGUGGAUACAAGAAGAAGUCAAGAUGGAUCACAAGAAUAUUAUCGUGAAGAAGAUUUUGAUAGAUAUACAUUUAAAAAACAAAUUCCAAAUAAAACUAUUAUUGUUCGUGGGUUAGCUCCUCAUAUAUCUGAAAUUGAUAUAAGAAAAGAGAUAUUGAAAUGUGGUCUUACACCUGUUGAUAUACGUCUGAUUAGAAAAAAAGACACUGGGUCAUCUCGUGGGUUUGCAUUCGUGGAAUUUUUUACAAAAGCAGAAGCUGAAACACUUAUGGAAAGUAAACAGGGUGAAAUGAUGCUGAGAGAUAACUUCAGAGCAAUCAUGCAGUAUACUAUUUCUACAAUCGACCCUGAAAAAAUGUUAUCUGAUUGGUGGUGUAAAUGCAAUGCUCAUAACUUUAAGCGCAGGGAAAGCUGUUUUGUAUGUGGAGCCUCAAGAGAAGUGGGAGAAAUAUUUGAUCACACCAAAGAAGUCAGUUCUUAUCCUACGCAUACAGUUUUACUUCGAGGACUAGAAUUGUGUACAACUGAAGAAAAUGUUCUUAAAGCUAUACAGCCACUAUCAACAUUGCCUAUUCGGAGUGUUCGAAUCGGUAGAAAUCCAUUAACAAAUGUGUCGAAAGGUCUUUGCUACUUAGAAAUGAACAAUGUGGUUGAUGCUAUGUAUCUCCAUAAUGCAUUAAUAGUGGAAGAUCCAUUGCUUAUUGAUGGAAAAGAAGUUCUUGUAUCAUAUUGUAAACUUGGGCCUGUUGGACCAAUAGCUACUGCAUCAAUGGGUAAUGCUGCAGUAGAAGCAGCUAAAUGGAGCAAUCAAAAACCAGAAACUCCAAACUACACUAUUGCUGAUGUUCCUAGACUUGCGGAAUUUAGUGCAAAUAUUUAUGCAAAAACUCCUGUUGAACGAACUUCUUAUGUACAAUAUUACACCAAUUUUUACACAGAUAAAAUUCAAAAAGGAGAGACUAUUAAUAUGCCUUCCGUACCGUCAGUACAACCUAUAUCGGCUGUUUAUGCACCUGUUGGUACAGUUGUAAUAUCACAAGCCGUUCCAGCUUUUCCAUUACCUAUUGCUAAUAAAGUCGACCCUUUAAGUCAACCUCCAUCUGGGAAAGGAGAUGCCACAUACUCUCCACCGGAUUUAUCUACUUAUCAAUAUGACAAAGGAUCUGGUUAUUAUUAUGAUCCACACACAAAGCUCUAUUACGAUGCAAACUCGCAGUAUUAUUUUAACAGUUUUACAAAUAGUUUUCUUUAUUGGGAUGCUACAAAACAAACCUAUUUAUCAGCACCUUCAAAUGAAAAUUCAAAUUCUGAUGCAACUAACAUUAAUAAUGAACCUAAAAAAGAAGAGGCUCCUGUAGAAGAAAAAAAAGAUGACGACAAAGUAAAAGUAGCAAAACGUAUUGCCAAGGAUAUGGAAAAGUGGGCAAAAACAUUAAAUCAAAAAAAAAUUUCUGCUAAACAAAAUUUGGUGGCAUCCCAAGUUGCAAUACAAACUGCAAGAACUCAAGCUGCAGCAGAUAUUGGGUAUUCUGUGAUGGGUACUAAGGCAGAACCUAAAAGACCACAAUUUCCAGUUGCUUCCACAUCUGAUGACAAUUGUUACACUGAUGAAAUUAUGGAAGAAGCCAAUCGAAAUGAAGAUGAACAACAUACUGAUUGGGUUAAACUUGCUUGUCUGUUAUGCAAACGACAGUUUAGUAGCAAAGAAAUAUUAAUAAAACAUCAACAAAUGUCUGACUUACAUAAACAAAAUAUUAGAAAUUGGUACAAUGAGAGAGGGUUGGAUCCUGACGAUGAAUCAAAACGAGUUAUUCAAUAUAGGGAUAGAGCAAAAGAAAGAAGGAUGAAAUAUAAUGAACCUGAUAAACCUUUAAACAACUUAAAAGACAAGUACAUGAAGGCUAAAGAAGCUACUGUAGAUUAUGAACAACCAACUAAACUGGGAAUUGGAUCAGACAAUAAAGGUAACAAAUUAUUACAGAAAAUGGGUUGGCAAGAAGGAAUGGGAUUAGGUAAAAGUAAUCAAGGACGGACAACUAUUAUAGAAGCUGAAGGUAGACUAGCAAAUGCUGGACUAGGUACUAGGGCUGUCGGUGUUGUUCCAGGCCCUCGUGAAACGUACAAAGAUUGUGUGAAGAAGAUGAUGCGUUAUAGGUAUAAUGAAUCAGAGUAA
This is a messenger RNA of Macrosiphum euphorbiae (potato aphid), 2742 nucleotides long. NCBI's taxonomy places the organism in Eukaryota, Metazoa, Arthropoda, Insecta, Hemiptera, Aphididae. The record is from the annotation of a GenBank genome assembly.